Ziziphus jujuba (common jujube) is the source of this 844-nucleotide messenger RNA. RefSeq lists its product as uncharacterized. The record is from RefSeq and is a predicted model, not a curated record. Bases 122 to 571 code for a protein of 149 amino acids. Lineage: Eukaryota; Viridiplantae; Streptophyta; Magnoliopsida; Rosales; Rhamnaceae. The transcript has 2 exons.
UUGUGUGUGUAUUACUACUUUGAGAAACAUAAAAAGCCGCUGGAACAAGUUUUAGAAGCUACACAAGGAGGAUUGGAUAAAGCCCAGCUGCACUUUGCAUGAAUUACUUGGAGAGAAUCUAAUGGGAAACAAAGAGAUCAGACUUGUUUUCAUCUUCCUUUUCUCCCUCCUAUAUGUAUUUGCAUAUUCAUCUCCUCUUCAAGAGACUUUGACUUCAGAUAUUGUGCAGGAAAUCAAUUUGGAAAAUAAAGGUACAAAUGCCCCUAGCAAAAAUGGUAUUGAUGGUGGUGAAAACGGUAACAGCAAGAUAAAGCACAGCAGCAAGUUUUCAUAUGGCUAUGCACACAGGGGGGCUGGUGGAAAUGGUGGCCAAUCAACUGAUAACGGAAGAACUCCAAAUCCACAAGGAGGGGCAAAUUAUGUCCCUGUAUAUGCAGCUGGUGCUGUAAAUAACCGCCACCCAGUCCACCGUGGUGCUGGCAACUCCAACCAGAAUUGCAAAGGACUUUCCACCAUUAUCCCCACAACCAUUAUCUCUCUCGUACACUUUUAUGUCACAUUCAGAUACUAAUACCGGACCUGGAAAUUAAGAUGUAAAUAGCGACUAUUGCAUGUUUUCAUAGAUUUAAAGGGAGGAAAAAAAAAGAAGAAGAAGAUGCUGUCAUUUGCUUGUUAUGUGUCUUGUAGUCGGUUUCCUUGUACAAACGCUUUCCUGUGGGAAAGCUGUACUAUGCACUUUAUUUCCCCUAAGAACCAUGUAUUGUAAAGUUCAGCUUUGUACACAUGUGGUUAGUGUAUCUCACCUCUGAUAAGACAAAUAGAGCUGAUGCAUUUUGUGCUUAAA